GGCAGGGGUGAUAGCAAAUCUGACAGAAGGCGAGCUCAGGGGGCACUCAUCAGGUCGCCAAAACGCCGCGGGUCUGCUUGUGUGCUGGAGCGUCUCGAGUGGCAUGAUGGUGGAGCCCGCAGGCUUCCAGGCCCUGCCGUUGGCCCAGGAGGCUCCGCAUCGGUGCUGCAGUGGGCCAUCGACCUCCAGCGGCGGCAGCAGCGGGAGCCGGUUCAGCGAGGCUUGCGUGGUGGAGCAGCCAACCCGCUGGCCGGGGCUCCAAUGGGGCCCGGCAGCCGCCCUGCACGCGCAGGGUGAUCAGAGCGGGACGGAUACGGCGGCGGCAGCGGGGUGGCAGCAGGGGUGGCAAGGGACGGCAGCGGCAGCAGCAGCAGGGGGCCAGCCCUGGCAGCUGAAUGCCCCCUGUGCAGGCCGCGCGCCGGCGCAUGCAAGCAACGCGGGGAUGGCAGCAGGUUGGCAGCACCGCAGCGGCGGCGUUGGCGGGAGCAGCAGCGCCGGCGCGCCUCUGCAGCCGACCUUCCAGCAGGCAGCGGCGGAGCCUGUGGCGGGGCCAGCGACGCUGGCAGCGACGCAGGCGGCGGCGGCGGCGGCUCCCGUGGACCCCUGGCAGAGUGGGCUGGACCUGCUACUGGGGAACUCGGCUGCUGACGAGGCACUGCCGCUGCACCUGACGGAUGCGGGCCUGGAGGCUCUGCUCGCCCCUUUCCAGGACUGGCCCUGCCUGCUGCCGCCCGCGGCGCAGGCGCCGGCCGCGGCGCACGCCGUGGCAGCACCCCAGCCCCUGCCCAGCCUACACCCCGCGCAGGGCACGGCGGCCCCGCCGGCCGCACCCGCCUUCCAGCGCGCGGCAAGUUGUGCAGCCCCUGUGCCGCCCAGCGACGCGCACCGCACCAGCAGCCUGGGCAGCGGCAGCAGCGGCGCCGCGGCCAGCGGCGGCAGCGAUGGCGGCAGCGACGGCGGCGGCGGCGGCGCGCCGCGCCGCAAGGGCGGCCGCCCGCGCCUGCACCACCCGACCGCGGCGACGGCGGCGGCGGGCGCCAGCCAGGCGCCUGCUCAGCAGCCCUACAAGAAGGGAGGGCGCGGGCCCAAGCCCAAGUACCUCUUCGGGAAGAAGGAGCACACGCAACGGCUGCAGGGCGAGCUGGCGGCGCUGCGGGCCGAGAACAGUGCCCUGGAGCGGCUGCUGGCAGACAUGAAUGCCACGGGCCUGUGCCCCCUGCCAGAGGCGAGCAACGACGGCAUCGACCUCUGGCUGCAGGCCAACAGCGCUGCGGGCGGCGGGCGCUGAACCUGACCCGCCACGCCCUCCCACGCCCGCCUGGCUCGACGACAGCAGCCGGCAGCCGGCAGCCGACAGGGCUGGCAGCGAGCGAUUGCCGCAGCCUUUGAGUGAAAUGCAACGAAUGUCCCCGGGUCCUUUCCCUGUUCCGUUCAUACUGUGCUGCAGAUUCGCAGCGCCCCUUCACACCCCCUCUACCCUGCACCUACUCCCCUUUGCGCCAUGCGCUGCGCUGUGUUUAGCAGCAUAUGUUGUCUGCCCGCUCUCUCGUGCUGCAUGGCACACUGGCGACCCAUCCAGAUGCCAACCUCACCGGCCCCCUCUGCACACACCACCUGCCAGGCGAUGAGCCACUAACGUACUCUGCAUCCCCGUUGAGAGCCGCAUGCCACACCACCCCGUUUUUGACUCCGCAAGAUGUAACAUUACACUGUUUGUUUCAGAAA
Messenger RNA from Chlorella variabilis, 1725 nucleotides. Its product is annotated as expressed protein. The transcript is spliced from 7 exons. Bases 104 to 1288 code for a protein of 394 amino acids. The record is from RefSeq and is a predicted model, not a curated record. NCBI's taxonomy places the organism in Eukaryota, Viridiplantae, Chlorophyta, Trebouxiophyceae, Chlorellales, Chlorellaceae.